Molecule: messenger RNA, 306 nt
Organism: Haemonchus placei
Lineage: Eukaryota; Metazoa; Nematoda; Chromadorea; Rhabditida; Trichostrongylidae
Source: the annotation of a GenBank genome assembly
UUGAAAUUUGAUUUGCAGGAAGCAACUAUUAUUUUCAUCAACAACUACGCGUUCGAACCGAGUUUGGAUUUGCAUAUCAAGAAUAUGCUAGCAGACUGCCAUGUAGGCACGCGUAUUAUUUCAACAAAAGCCUAUGCUACUGGCACUAAGCGAGUUAAUAUGCGAAACCUAGGAGAUGUUGAAUCAAUAAUGGAGGUCACGCAACUCAAGACUGUCAAGCAGCCCACUUCAUGGACUCCAAAUAAUGUCCCAUAUUACCUUCAUACAGUCACGCACAACAAGAACUCUCACUAUUUGGAACAUUGA